CAUCUGACAAGUAUCUUGCAAGCUCGUCACGCGUGGCCGAAAGUUUGUAUCGUCGAUGACUGUUACUUGUGCUACCCUACGAAGGUGUAAUUAACCAUGGACCUCAUUGAUUGUUAACGAUUACAAUUAUUUUACAUUCUUUUCGGCCUGUACUUGGGGGAAAUUUUGAGACAUGCUACUGAGCAGCACAAUUGCUCCCCAAAGUGCACUGGGAAGACGACGUGGUUAAUUAAAUGUAAAAGCGGGUGCCAAGGAAGGUUGAUCAAUGGAAACGGACCCGCGCGGCGAAGCUGGGGAGGCGGAGGCGCACCCCGGAGUGCUCAAUAUAAUGUGCUGGAACAUAAAUUGCCUGACGCCCACUGUCCGGAACAUGGAGCUGCGGCACAAGAGCUUCCGGGGCUUCAUGGACCACUUGCAAUUGGAUAUAGCGUGCUUUCAGGAAGUCAAGCUGCCAGCCGCCAGGAUAACCCGCGAGCUGGCGUGUGUCGAGGGUUUCCAGUCCUUUUGGGCCUCGUCCACCUCCAAGCCGGGCUAUAGUGGUGUGACCACAUGGUGCCGUACUGCUACAGCCGCUCCACGGGAUGCGGCUGUGGACUGCCUGGGUGGCGAUGAGCGACCGGAACUCGACACGGAGGGCCGGUUCGUCCUCACGGACCACGGGGCCUUCGUGCUGCUGAAUGUGUAUGUGCCCAACGCGGGGGACCGACCGGAGCGGGCAAGGCUGCCGUACAAGCUGGCGUUCCUGCGGGCCCUGCGCACCAAAAUGGACGAGCUCACGGCGCUUGGGCGGCAGGUGGUCCUUGUGGGUGACCUGAACAUCGCCGCGGAGCGUCGCGACGUGCAUCCGACGCUGGACUUCGACUCCAUGUACGACAAGCAGGAGCUUGCGGAGUUGUCUGGCCUUAUUGCGGCGUACCCAGACGUGUGGCGACAUCUGCACCCUGACACCGAGGGGUCGUACACUGUAUGGGACGAGCGAACUAGCGCGAGGGCCUUUAAUACGGGUCUCCGCAUUGACUACGUGCUCGUCAGCCCAGGAUUACUGCCGUACGUGCAGUCGUGCGAGAUUCUAACCGCCGCCGCCAUUCCACCGAAAUGGUCGGACCACGCGGCAAUCCUGCUCACGCUGCGAGUUCAGCGAGCGGUAGAGCCUGAGUCGGCGUCGGAGCAGGCCCUCCCAAGGCCCCUGCCAUCGGUUGCGGCGAUGGUGGAAAAGGGUGAGGAAGAGAUGCGCCAGCUGCGGCCUCAGCUACUUCAGACGGCACCGGAAACGGCGGUCCUGGAGGGUGGCGUGGACACCCGCGCCGCAAUCCAAGAGAUGCCAGGUACUGUCGGCAAUAGCAGCGGCAACGGCGGUGCUGCCAGCGGCAGUAGCGGAGACGGCUUUGCUGUGGUUUCGUCAUGCUGCAUUGGUGCUACAGGCCCUGAUGUUCGUGGCGACGCGGCUCCCGCUGUAGAGCCGCCACCGCAUCUAUUCCUACCGCCGCCUGCAACAGCGCCCUGCACGCUGUGGCGGGACUUGGAAGCCCGCUUCGUAGACAAGAACCAAAAGACCAUUCGCGACAUCUUCAGCCGGCGACCGCAACUUGUGGUGCCAGCAGCUGGUCGAAAGGCCAUUGCCACUUCCCCUGGAGCUACGUCCGCACCCACUUCGGUGGCGCUGGCGGGACCCUGUGGGCCGCAGCCAUCAACAACAGCGGUUCUGCCUAGCCCUGUUUGGUCGUUGGUGAAGGGAAAUAGCACGGCAGCUUAUGCCGCGGGCGCUGUUAGUUGCCACACCGACGCAGCUGUUGCCACUGGCAGCAACAGGAAGCGUGCAGCAGUAGCAGCUGCUGACGUUGAGGGGGAGGCCACUCAGACGCCGCGCCCGGCACCGGCGCUUCGGACGGCACUGGCCGUAACCAGAGGGCCGAAUGCUGCGGUAGCUUCCGAUACGACGGUAUCCUGCGGUUUAGACGCGUCAAGCGCUCAGCUGCAACAGGGACUUCCUGACGAGGUUGGGGAACGCCAUGCUUCAAAAGCUGAACUGGUCCCGAAAUGCGAUGCUGCUGCAGAUACGGAUAUGGACAUGGCCACGUGUGCUAAGGGAAACGGCGGCGUUGGUGGCGAGCACAGGUCCGCUGGCGGUGCAUCAGGGCAGGAAGGUGUCCACGUCUGGCCGUCAGGGACAUUGACCGAAGGGUUAAGGGUGCAUGUGCCGACCCAGCAGGAUGCCUCCUGUGCAGGCCCGGCAGGGGAAGCUUUACAACCGGGCGACUGUGGUCGUGGCGAGGGCGGGCACGGUGGUGCGGCUGAGGGGGCGGAGGCGCAGGAGGCGACGGCGAGUCUUGCAACCAAUCGGGUGUCGUCCCUGCCCGCACCGCGGCCCCAGCAACCCAGCCGGCAGGUCGUGGAUGGCUACACCGACAGCAUAUCCGGAUUCCGCGUUAGCAAACCGGUAAUUGGCAGUCUGGUGCUGAGAGAGCGACUUACGGACGACUGUGUGUAUAUCGGCCUCAAGGACAUUUCCCCCUCCCGGGAGCUAGCUGGCCGCUGGGCCACCAUGGCCGUGCUAGUGAGCAAGGUUCAAGCCACGGGACGGGACGGUUCUCCGUACUGCCGCUGGGGCCUCAGUGACCUGGCAGGCAAGCAGGUGUCAUUGUUCCUCUGGCGCAAAGCGGCUUCGGAGCACUAUAAGGAGUCAGAGGGCAGUGUACUGCUGCUGUGGUCGCCCCAGGUGCGCCGUGAUGAAGGCGGAGGCGCUGGCGGCGGAGGCGGAGGCGCUGGCUACAGCCUCCAUAUCGACAAGCCGGAGAUGCUACAGCGGCCGGGGAUGUCUGCGGACUUUGGUUUGUGUCGCGGUACACGCAAGGACGGCCAGCGCUGUACAAUGCCCAUCAACAAGAGCACGUGCGAGUACUGCCCGUACCAUGCACAGGCUGCUCUUCGCGCCCUCUCCUCCAACCGCUCCGAUAUGGCGGGAGCCAACCUGCUCCAACGCCAGCUGCUGCCCCAGGCACGGGCCGCACAGAAGCAGCUGACCGCACUCACGGGGAAGCCAUUCGCGGGGAUCAACUCCCUCAUUGCCAGGCCGCCGCCAUCAAGAAUGCUGCCUGGGGCGGCAAGCGGCGCUGCCGCCGCAGCGGCAGCGGGCACGGGAGCGUACGGCGUGAGGACGGAUACGGAGGGCGAUGUCGCAGCCAGCGGAGGUGUUGUGGGUGGUAAGCGGUCCUACGGGGCCCAGCUGCUGGCCAACCUCCAAGAGCGCCAGGCAGCCGGGGAGGAAGGGGCCCCCAGUGGUCCGGCGGCGAAGCGGCACAGGUCGGGUAGCAGUGAAGCUUGGGACGGUAUUAAGUCCAUAACGACACCUGUUAGUGCAGUCAAGGCACGGGCCAUUGCCGCCGCCAGGGCGGCCGGGCAACUCGACAGGGCUCAGUCCAGCGGCGCCGCGGCAGUCCAGCACACGCCACCGGCUGCUGUACCCGCGCCACCGGCGGGCACCGGGGGCCGGAGGCAACCUAACCUCAGCGCCCCGCGUAUCUCCAUGCCGCCGCCACUUCCCGCGCAUUUGGCGGUCCUGUUGAAACCCCCGGCAACGGACGCAUCGGCCGUUGAUAAGGCACCCGAAGCCGCAGUGCAAGCAGGGACGGCAACGCGGAGGGCGUCAUCGACUGCUGGCGGGCAGGAGCUGAUUCCGCGGCGGCAGCGGCGAUCCAGUGCUGGGGCCGCAGGUCGCGACGGCAGUAGCAGCAGCGGCGAGGCAGUAGCUACGGAAGGCCCGGGGAUGCGUAGCAGUGGGCAUGAAGGUGCUGGCGGCGGUGGUGACGUGGAUGAGGGUCAUGACGAUUUGCUGGUAAUUGAGCUGGAGGAGGAUGAAAUUGAGGAGGACCUAGGGGAUGCGGAUUUUUCGGAGCCGCAAGAUGCCGCUGGAACGGGCCGGGAACGAGUUAGGGCUGCUGGUACCUCUGGUGCUGAAUGCGGGGGUUGCACUCGCGGAUCCAGCCGUGGAUCUGGGCCUGAACCUCGUGCUCGAUCCGGAUCUACUGGUUGCGAAGGCUGCGAGGAGGAUAUCGAGCUCAUGGACGGAGAGGAGGAGGGUCUGUCUUCGGCGGUUGAGGGCAAGGAGCAGCAGCAGCAGCCGCGAAGGAGCGCAUGCCAAGAUGCCGCAGGGCCGCCGCAGCGGGGCGUGUUUCCGGACGCGCAGCCAGGCCCUUCGGGAAAGGAGGCUUGCGGCCUUGGUCGCGAUGCAGACGCUGCGAAAGCCGAGGGGUGCGGUCUCGACGAGCUAUUAGAGCUCUUUCCCGAGCUGCAAGAUGAAGUGGAAGAGCCUCUCGGGACCGGGGCCGUGGGUGCGGUCAGUGCGCAGCAGCAAAACUGCCGUGAGCAUGUGCUCGAGGGAACAGUAAACGGCCAUACCCAGCCGCCUCCGAGUACUCGUCAACAAACAUCAGCUACAGGGAAGCCCGCAGGGACGUCGGGACCCACAGCCGCAGGUGAGGCCCCGGGCGCCGCCGGGGGCACCGGCGCUGUACGCGCCGCCGGCACCGGCACACCGGCCGCCGCCGCGACGGGGUUACUGCCCCGAGUCGCGGGGCUGUCGACGGCGCCGGCCGCCAGGGCGGCGGAGGCACGCAAGCAGCAAGCCGCCGCGACGAAGGCACGUGAUGAGAAACUCAAGUCCCUGGGGCUCAAGACUCCGGCUGCAACUGCGACACCGGUGGCGGCAGCAGCAGCGCCAACUAGGCCGCUCGGUGCUGCCAACGCCUCCGGCGGCGCCAGACCACAGGCUUCAGGAGCCGCAGCGGCGGCAGCCCUUGCCGCAGCCAAGGGUCUGCCGAUGCCGCGCGCUGGGGCCCGCGGCACGCCGGGCGGGGCACAGAGGUCAGCGUUGGCGGGAGCGGCUGCCGCCGCCACCGCCGCCGCGGCGCCGUUGUCGGCCAUGGCGGCAGCCUUUGGGGGGCUCGUGAAGCCGCUACCGGAGGCGGCCGUGGAGUCGCGCUACAGCGAGCUGUCUGAAGAGGCAGCUGGUGAGGCGGUGCUGUCUAUGCUGGAGGGACUGGAGGCCCGGGAUGCGCUCGUGAAGCAGCUGGACAGCAUCUCACAUCUGAAGCUGACCGCCUGGCAUUGCAGGGAGUGCAACCGGUUGUCGGAGUUCCUGGAUAAGCAGUGCCGAGCAGAUGGCCACACGCUGAGCAAGACCACCACGCUGAAGCGCUUCUGGACGUGCGACCACUGCAACGCGCGCAUCACAACCCUAGGCGUCCGCUUCCCCGCCAACCGCUGCAACCGCUGCAACAACCCUUCCCUGGAGUUCACGGCGUGCACCAUGUAUCGCGGGCCUAGGGAGCUUAAACCCGCUGGUAUGGCGGCAGCAGCGGGCCUGGCGUCCAAGGACAACUUGUUUGCCACCAUUGAUCAACACCCGGAAAUUGGCCGUCGUACAUUCAGGUAUGGAUUUCAUAUUUCCGUGAUCUGGCGUGUGUGA
Messenger RNA from Volvox carteri f. nagariensis, 5464 nucleotides. RefSeq lists its product as uncharacterized. Bases 266 to 5464 code for a protein of 1732 amino acids. The transcript has 22 exons. Gene Ontology annotation, cellular component: replication fork protection complex; nucleus. Lineage: Eukaryota; Viridiplantae; Chlorophyta; Chlorophyceae; Chlamydomonadales; Volvocaceae. Gene Ontology annotation, biological process: DNA repair; DNA replication initiation; DNA replication. The record is from RefSeq and is a predicted model, not a curated record. Gene Ontology annotation, molecular function: single-stranded DNA binding; endonuclease activity; DNA replication origin binding.